AUGGCGUUUUUGCAUGGAGUUCUUGAGAGUGUAAAAGAUGAUGAAAACGUUACAACGUAUGAUGGUUACAUUACUGUAGAGAAUGAUAAGCUUCAAAAAUUACUUGACUCUCUCCAAUCUUCAAUUGGCCAGGGACGCAGUGAAUUUGGUGAUCGGGUUGAAAAGGUAAAUGACAAGACAAGCGACGUGAAGACUAAAUUAGGUAAAUAUGUUCAAGAGGUUACUAGGCAGCAAGAUCAGAGCCUUGAAGCGCAGCUGUUCCAAUGGACAACUACGCUCGGCUACAUAGCAAAAGAUAUUCAUAGCAUUAACAUUGAUAAGAUAAUGUUGCUAGACACUGCACUUAGCACACGCAUAAUGCACAAAGUAGAGCCGAUUCAGAAGUCGGUUGAGGUGCUGCUUGGGGCGGCUAACAACCUUGACCUUAAAGGGCAGGCUAAAAAUGUAGAUGAACUGCUUGAGCAGCAGAAGAAAAAUGUCGUGUAUGCUAUUAAUCAUGGUGUUGAGAAAUUACAAAGAACGAUGGCAGAACGAUUUCGAGAAAUACUUGCAGAAAUUCUUAUUCUGAGAGAGAAAAGGGGAGAUAGUAUUAAGGCGAUCAGGGGAGCAAUUUCGCUGACUAAAGGAGGGAUAGAUGGCCAACUUGGAAAAACGAGUGGAAUUUUCAAAAAUAAAAUACUAACACAUUUUGAUGAAAUUAAGAAAAGUCUUUUGGAAGUUAAUAAAAACGACAAUCCUUCUCGCAAAGCAGGCACAUCAAAACUGAAACAGGAAACUGAGCUAAUUAAGUCGGUGCUUUUGGAAGUUGGUCAAGAGUUGAAGAGGCAUGUUGACAGUUUGCAGGAAAGGAUUCAGCAAGCUGACCAAUUGCGUGACGCGGCGUUUAGUAAAGCGGAAGAGGUUUACAAUGAACUGAUGAAGGAGAGGAGUAUUUCUGAUUCAAUUGCUGGAAAGCUUGGUGAGAUUGACGGAGAUCAGUCAGCCAUUGGCGGUGUGCAUUCUCAACUCACAGGAAUCGACGUUGCCUUGAACCAGUGGCUUAAUCAGGCCGACCAUGUUUUCCAUAGUGCCUUAUUGAAGGUUGAUGAAAUUAUUAAAGAAGUAAAUGACACAAAACAAUCUAUGAUUACUCAAGCAGUUGCUGAUUUAAAAAGUCAAACUGGAAAGCAUUUUCUUGCCCUUAAGAAAUCUCAGCUUCAGGGCUAUGCCCAUCAGGCCACCCAUCAUCUUGCGAAUCUGGCCAAUAUAGUUGAAUGCUUGGUGGAAGAAACCUUCAAGGCUGCGAAAAGUGCAUAUGAGACAUGGGUCAAGAAUGGUACUCAGCGCGUCGAUCCACAUAUUAGUGCUAAGGUAUCAGAGCAGAUUGGGCGGUUGGAAACCAUAUCCAGUGCGGUUCAAAAUGCUGCGAAACAGGCAUCGCAGGGUAGUAGUAGAGGUGCCCAAUUGUAUGCGACGAUGCUUCCAGGUAGACUAAUUAACGCUUUGCAAAGCUUUCAGUUGCAUCCACAAUUACAGAGCAUUCGUAGAGGGCGCCCACCUCAGCCUCCAUCCGACGCGCAUACUGCUACCCUGCACCUUUUAUCUCUCUCCGAAUUUGCCUCUACCAUUACAAAAGUCGUCAAUGAUACCAUCUCGUUUUUGAAUAUACAAAUUAAAACUGGUGAGCAAAACGCUAGUACUAUUAACAGUGGCUCAAAUAUAGAUGGCUUGACUAGUCAACUUAUUGCUGCGUUGCAAAGUGCAUCACAGUUUGCUGACCAACUUCAACCGUUGAAUACGGACAUUCAGUCAAUGAUUCAGUCUGCGUGGACUGUUGACCGUAGAUUGAAUAUUAAAGAGAGUGUUCAAUCACUAUCAGCACUCCCCCGUGAUUUAAUGAACUUCGAGAGCCACUUCAACACUGAGAAAUCCUUGUUCGAUAACCUAGAACAAAAUAUUACGAGAAAUUUCAAUGCCCUUGUCAAUGCUGUUCGACAUGAAACGGGGCCACCUACUGGCCUCAAAAAAGUUUUGGGGGAUUUUAGAUCCGAUGAAAUUUCCAAGGGUACGGAUAGCAAAGGGCUUCAAAAAAUUAAUAAGGACCUCCACGCUCAACAAACUACGUUAUCCUCCCAUCCUGGUGCCAUCCACCAAGCCGUCUCCAACAUUACGUCUAAGCUGGGAGAGCUUCAAAAACAAUUGAAGAAUACAUCCUCCAGCAGCCAAGACGAUAAAGGCGCCCUGGACAAGCUGGAGGCAUUGGAAGAGAAACUUGGGCAUAAAACGUCACACGAACAAUGCAUUAAAGCAGUUUGUAACAAGCUCAGCAAGCUGCAUACCAAUGAGUUCACUGACAAAAAAGCCGGCAAGAUCCAGAACUUCAUCCAAGGCGUGCUUGAUGUAGUCACACAGCUUGAAAAUGUUCCCGAAGAUGUUGGAAAAAAGAAGGAAGCAGUUAUACAGCUCAUGGAUGAGUUAAAGGUAGAAAUCGACGGUCUCUUCAAAAACAUCGACGAUGUCGUCAACGAAGCAGACGAAGCUUUCAUAAACAUCAUAGUUAGCAUGGAAAACACUGUUCUAAGAGCCAAGCACCUAUCCGAACAGACGAUCAAAACCCUCAAAGAAACUCUCCUCGACGAGGUCAGAAAGGCCUUCGAAAACGUAACCAAUGACGUACGCGUGCUAUUUGCCAACGGCCAUCGAGCAGACCUAAGCGCCCUCAAAUCCCUCGUUUCCGCCCAACUAACCGAAAUAAAAUCCAUCAUCUCCCGCGACAGAAUCACCGGCCCAAAAGGUCUCUUACGUCUCGUGAAAAUUUCACUGCAAUCCAUAACAUCUGACCAUAAAACAAUGCGCCCCUUCGCCGUCGAAAUCAAAAAAUUCUUCGAAGAUUUAUGCCAUCACCUCCAACUCCAAUCCGACAUCACCGGCGAAGCUCCCCAAAUCAAGACACUCCACGCCUCCCUGGAUGCCAUCUUCGACAAACUGCUCCACCACCAGCACUUCCACCACUCCGUCUCCCAGGCGCGCCAGGCCUUCGAGUCCGCGCUCCAAGCAUUCCACGCCGACACGUUCCCCGACGCCCCCAAAAAAGUGCUGCAGCCCCUGAAGCAGGGCCUCGAGAAAUUCGCCACAGAGCUCCAAAAGCAGUACGUCAGCAGGUACUCGGGGGAGACGUUUACCGAAAAUCUGGAGGAUCGUAAAGAUCUUGUUAACCCCGGGGAAGACGUCAAGGAGAUAUAUACAUUAACCGAUUAUGGCCGAAAGGCUGCACAGGUGUUGCUCACGAUAAUGCAUACAUUUAAUCGUGACAUGAACAAUUUGAGUAGAAAUUGCAAUAACAGCUGGGCACAUUUUACUGCCAAUCCACUAACUCGUCUAGGUAUAUUCCUAAAGCGAUGUGGUUACCGAAUCUCCGAGGAAAAGCAAGACGGCGAAUUGCGGAAUAAGAGUGACUGCAAUGGCCAGCAUAUUUAUGACCUUAUUGUCGGACAUGAUGGAGUUUUCAGACGCCCAGACCCAGAUGAUGAGGAUGCCAAGACUGGUGGAGACUACAGUCCCGUGUAUGUGCUUUACCAACACAUUCAACGUUACUACGCGCUUUGCCACCUAACGCUUCCAUCCAAAACUACAUAUCCAUGUUCCAUCAGAGAUAUGUUAUCCUGGAUGUGCGGCUUGCCGUACACUGCUGUGUAUAACAGUGUUUUUGACCACUGCACCAAGCAGCUUAAAGAGGAGACCGACAAUGCAGCUAAAAACGGCAAUGAACCCGAUACCGUAAUUAAGAAAAUACUCGAUAACGAUUUGGUUCACAACCUAUCAUCAGUCUGUAAAAAAUCACGCACCGUCCUUGUCACGAUUCAGGGCCACGGCCGUGGAUUCGACAAAGCGGACUAUCCAUACGCGUGUAAUUUCCAUGACAACUCACGUAACUUCCAUUAUCCGGGCGACGUUCGCGGUUUACUAGAUGUUAUAAACGAAAUAUGCUCGCGUCUACUACGCGCAUUAUACUUCUUGUACUGCCAGUGUCAAUCCACGGCGUCGGUGGCAAACGGAUGGGCGGAGUGCUUACAUGGUCAGGGAGUCCCGUCGGCAAACUGGCAAUGUAAGGACCAUCCAAGGGGCAAAGCAAAUGAGCAACCAAAUGGCCAACCAACGUCACAAGCAAAUAGCCAACCAAAAUCGCCCCUGCAAGCUCACCUAACAGACAGUUUACUCGGUUGCCUGCCACAUAAAUUGACAUCGGUCGGUUGUUCAUCUAAAUGUUUGACUUGCCCGAAAGGAACACCUGGCCAACAGUGCAUAACACCAAUGGGUUUCUGGGACCUGACUCACGCUGCUUCCAUCACACUAACAGGUAGCGACAUUUGCGAUGUGCUUUCUAAACUUUGCGGUAAUGCCGACUCACCUUUGGCCACGCUGUCGAGGUGUCUGGAGACGCUGACACCUUCUCCCCCAAGACGUUUGAGUGACAUGUUCCCCCUUUUCUGUAAUCUGUUCCAGAAAUGGGGAUACAAAUCAUAUGUUCAAAAUGCUGAUUACAAGUAUACUGUUGACAGUGCCAUAAAUCAGUGUUUCCCAUUUCAUAGAUGGUACCAUGACAAUUACCAAGCUACUCAUCUCACCGAUAAGCUCAGUGAUUUAUAUUUCUCCACUCCUGAUCAUCCAACUGAACUAUCGGACCAAAAGCACUGUGACCUCUGGAGUCUCACUACGAAGUCUUCGUGCAGCUCAGCCAGUAGUUGUGCACCGUACCUUCAAUCGAUGUCCACCCACGCACAUCAUACAUACGCCCCGAAACACGCCAGAAUGUAUCUCUCUUGGGUUUCCUACCUGACAUGGGAUUUCUGGAAAUUGCUGCAUGACCUACUCGAGUCGUUUAAAAGUAUUUCGUGCAAGGCAUACGGAUGCGGCUGUAAUUGCAGAUCAGGUGAGCACGGUGUUACAGACAAACAUUCUACAAAAGCAGGCUGUCAUUGCAGUUCCAUUGUAAAUUGCCAAGGCGUUUCAUCCACAUUCUACAAAUACGGAUUCACAUUCCACGUGCCCAAAGAUCUGGCCAAAAAGACAUGUGAUGAUUUCGUCAAGCAGCUAAGUAAAGUGCUCCAUCAAGGAUAUUUCAAAGAAUUAUUUGAUGAGAUCGAUAAUUUCAUCUGGGCAAUACGUCUCCCAUUCUCCAUCACUUUGUUAGCCCUCUGGUCGCUCUCGCUCCUGUACCUGCUGCACAUCACCGUCGUCCGCCUCGACGUCCUGAGGAUACGCUCCCACCUGCGAUCACCCUCAAGCCACCGCAUCGCCGCGCAGUCCCUCCUCGCCGCCGCACGCGUCAAGGCACUCGCCAACGUCAAGGAUACAGCCAAGAAGGAUCUUGCUGAACGUCGUAUCUCUCUUGGUCAGCUUGCUGGACAGCUCUCGGGAUUUAUUGGUGGGAGUGAGGAAGUUCAAAAUGCACUUGUAAAUGGUUUGCACAGUAAUGUAAAUCAGCUUGAAAAGCUUUUGAAAACAUCUUGUGGAGAUGGGAAGUGUAAUUGUGAUGGUAAGAAAUUCCGUGAUGAACAUCUUGAUAAACUUCAAAAUCAAUUUAAUGAAGUUGAUGAAAUUGCAACAAAAAUUGAUGGCCUUAAUAAGCAAAAAGAUGAAAAAAGGAAGGCGCCCGUAGGGGCGCCGUCCGGCGGUGAUCGUGAGAUUGCGGAGCUUAAUGAGAAAAUUAGGCAGCAUAAAUCACAAAUUUUCUCACAAAGUUCCAAGCUUACAACGCAAAUUACAAGUGUAAUUUCCGCUGUUGAAAAGAAAAUUGAUGAACUUGAAGUUAAGAAAAAGAAAGUUGAUGACCUUCAAUCUCAAGUGAAUGGCCUUAAAAAGCAAAUUGAGGAGGGGAAUAAAAAUCCUAUAAAGCAGCAAAAAGAUUAUAAUGAAGAGCUUAAAAAGGCUGAAGAAGAGCUUAAAAACGCAAAAAAUGCUUUCCCUGAAAAUGAUUCUAAAUCUCUUGACUCUCAUCAGACGUCUAUGAAGUCUCUCAACAGUCUUGAAAAGCUUUGUCAACAUUGUGAUGAUAUUAAAACUAAUAAAGAAAACACUCCAAAAAACAUUUUAGAGAAUCUUACUGAAGGCCUCGAAAAAUUUCUCGGCCACAGUAAUGGUAAUUACACCGGAGAAGGAAUCGUGUACUCGGACCUUGACAGGCUCUGCGACGGGGUGAUGGCGUUUUUGCACGGGGUGCUGGAGAGUGUUAAGGAUGAUGUGAGUGUUAAAAAGUAUGAUGGUUAUAUUAAUCCGGAGAAUCAAAGAUUAGAUCAACUUCUUAAGAAUCUUAAAGCUUCCAUAGGUAAGGGGUCUGGCGCAUUUGGUCCGCAGGUUACUGCGGUGAGUGGGUGGCUUGGGAGGUAUGAGAGUGAGGUGAACAAGAAAUGCGAAGCAGUAACAAACGGAAUAAAUGCACUGAGUGAUAAUUUGUCGAAAGGAUAUUCCAACGUUGUAGACUCUAAAAAGGUCGAUAGCCUUAAAGAUCAGUUGGCGUCAUGGGAGUCUACGGUGUCAGACAUUUCACGAGAGGUUAAGAAUAUUGAAGAAGAUAAAGUUAGUGAGCUUGAUAAGGCGUUAAAGGAGAGAGUAAUGGGUGAGAUGAAGGUGGUUAAAAAGGCGGUUGGGAUGCUGCUUGGGGCGGCUGGGGAGGAUGGGCUUGAAAAGCAAGUGCAAACUGUAGAUAAAACGUUGGAGAGGACAAAAAAUGAAAUCAAGAGAGACAUUAAAGAAAAGUUUAGUAAAAUCGAUGAGAGUGUUAGGAAGUUGGGAGGUACAAAAAAUAAACAAAUUGGGCAUCUCAAUGAUCGCUUGAAAGAUGCUAGGGAUUUUUUGGAUAGAUAUAAUCAGGAUUAUAAGACUGAGAUUGAAAGGUUGUUUACUCAGUUGCAUGGUAGGAUGAACAAUAUAAAUCCUCAUCAUCCCGAUCCCGCUGGAAAAGAAUCAGAACUAAAGAAGAAAUUCACUGCGGUAACCGAAGCGGUUGAUGGGAUUGAGAAGGCGUAUAAGGAUAAAUUCGCAGAUGUGAAGAAGAAAGUUGAUGCAGCAGUUGACCAGGCAUUGGAGAAGGAUAUGCAGCAUAGUCUUGACAAAUUGGAUGACCAUAUAAGAACUGAUUUGGAAGGCUUGAGAAAUAGCAUUAAGUUGAAGUUGGAGGCGUUUGCUGGCAGUUUGGGAACGAAGAUUAAGGAGGCGGCGAAAUUAGCGAAGGGCAGCGGUAGGGGAGAUGAGGGUCUUAAAACCCUUAUUAGUCAGUUUGGAAGUGGCGGAUCGGCGGAACCGUUUACGCAGUUAGUAAGAGAGUUGGAGAAACUCAGGGGAAACUAUGCUGUUGGUGGUACAAUAGAAGGUGUUUUGUAUAAUCUUCGGAGACUGGAAGAAGUAUCGUCCGGUACAGCCGUCUAUGCCGAGCUCCUCGCCACUGUUCGCAAAUCACUGUAUGCGGCCAUUGACAAGGUUCUAAAGGGGGUUAUCAUGGAUCCUAAAAGUAUUAUAAAAUUUGAUACUGCUUUCAUGUCAAAUUAUUAUAAAGAGACGAAGAAGGAGGACGGUACAGGCAUCGGUACGUUCCGAGGUUUGAUUAUGACUAUUAAGAGCGAAUUUGGUAAGGGCAUUGAGAGACCAGAUCCUAAUGGAGAUGUAUCCGUGGAUCCUACGAAGUUUGAAUCACAGUUCAAUUACAAGACAGACGAUGGCCAGGGUGCUAAGGACAAGUACGACCAAGCCAAACAAGCAAUAAGUCCUACUAUUAUCGACGAACUUGAAGCCCUUCCACAGCAAGUUGACGCAAAGAGGAAGGAAGCGGUGGAAAGAAUGAGUGCGCUGUAUACUGAACUCAACAACAAAUUCAAUUAUAUUUAUGAGCUUGUGCAUAAGGCAAGUGGUGCUAUAGAUAUCUCCAUCACAUCCCUCCAAUCCACCCUAAAUUCAUCCCAAGAAGCAUGCUUAACAUCCGUCUCCCAAGCCUUCCAAACCCUCACCACCGAAGUCCGCGCUCUCUUCGCUCAGGGCCACAAAGCCGACCUGGCGGCGCUCAAAACACUUGUCGACGGGCAAAAAGGGGAGAUUGAUGGUAUUAUAUUUAAUGACAAAAUAAGUGGAAUUAAAGGAUUGUUGAGUGCUUUGAAUACGCAUAAUGAUAAGAUUUCCAGGAUUCCCGUUGGUGAAUUUAAAUAUGCCGCUGAAAAAUCCAAGCAUUAUUUAGACGCCAUUCUCGAUUACAUUAGGUUGCAGGUGCGUACGCCUGCCAAGGCGCCGGGACAGGAUCCAGAACUCAGCGAUGAGUCUAAGAAGGUGUGGAAUGUCAGCGUCAGACUGGACGCCUUGCUAAACUACCUUAAAGACGACAAGCCACAUCCCGAUGACCCUACCGGCAAACGCAUUUACACCUUUGACCAUCAGUCUGGCAAUCUACUCGCUUCACUUACUGCCGCAGUUACCAACUUAACAUCUCCCAACUUCCACGGCUUCCACAACCCGCUGCUCCUCGACGCCCUCAGGUCCGGCAUGACGCAAUUCACCGAGCAACUCGGACACGCAUACGUGAAUAAGUAUAGCGGUAUGAGAUUCCAGUCUGAUUUGUUAGUCAACAAGCCAAAAGAUCCUGUUGCUCCAAAUGCCCCCGCUUCACAAGCUUCCUUAUCCUCAAAACCUUCAACCGUAUCACUUGCCUCCGUCGCCCAAAUUCCUUCUGCGCUUCCCUCUCAACAACUUACAGCUCAAACUCAGGAUUCUCAGAAUCCUGAGAAAGUCCUUUCCACCGAGGGCCGCAACUGCGCAAAGGUCUGCCUGACCAUACUGGAGAUACUGAGUGAGGACCUUGGUUGGUUGAAAAAACAAUGCGAGUCUGAAUGGGCUUCACGCACAAUAUAUUCCGGUAGCAGUUUGGGUACGUUCCUGCAAAAUUGCGGUUACCGUGUGGUCACAAACCGUGACUCCCAAAAUGGCGAGCUGCAGUACACGAAUGAUAUGAAGGGUGAGCAUGUUUAUGAGAGACUUGUCAACAAUCAUCAUACGUAUGUUUAUAACACCGAUAAGAAUAUCAAACAUGCUUUUGAAAACUUUUAUGACUACCUUAAACUUUAUUACGAUGUGUGUCACCUAGCCACUUCCUUCUCCAAGAAGCGUCCGUGUUCCAUUUACGAGAUGCUUGCCUGGUGUACCAGUCUGCUACAUCAUCCCGUAUACUUCGAUUUGACAACAAAUGACUUCGGUUACCUGUUUGAUGAGCCGAAGAAAAAGGAGGCGGACAGCAUGGAGUUCGAUGGCAUAUCCCUUGAAGAGCCAAGCAGCUUAUCGUUAGCGGCCUACCCACAAAAGAUCGCGCAGAGUGAGAUACACGAUGCAAUUGUACAUGUCACGUCCCUUGCUCCAGUGAUCCUGACUACCAUCGUCGGUUUCGGCGACGAGUUCACCACGUACGCUGUUGACUACCAUACUAACGCCCUUGGAUUCACUUACCCCUCAUCGGCGGGGGAUUGUCUCAACAUGUUGCUUGAAUGCCUCCGUAGAAUGUUCCCUGUAUUUAGAUUCUUGCAUAGCCGGUGUGAUAAGCUGGCAUCCGAGUACGGUUGGUACCAGUGUCCAUAUGGCAGGGACGUUGAAUCCUCCGAUUGGCAGUGCGACAAGCACUCUAAAACUCUGGUCGACUGCCGUCCCAGAUCACCGCUGAUGUCCUUCCUUCGUGACACUCUUCCUGGCCAUUUGCCUCACCAACUCACCAGUGUUGACUGCAAAUCUAUAUGUUCGACGUGCCCCAAAUCUAUGCCUGGGCAGCCGUGUUUGACACCUCUCGGAUUCAGAGGUUUCUCGGGAAGCAAAAGGUCAGGUAAAGACCUAAGUAAAGUGCUAAGUAAAUACUUCGACAAAGGCGUCGGUUCACCCCUACUCUCCGUUGCACCCAAACCGCCGAGAACGUUGCCGGAACACUUCCAAUUUGCAUUGUCAUUUGUGAAAGGCUGGUCGCAUAGUGGCGGUAACGGACUCAAAACAGUUACCGAAAAGGCCGCCAAAAGUGUGUCCAUUGAUCUAUAUAACGAACCAUCAAAACUCACACACGCACUGCGUAAUGCGUAUCGUAAUACACACAGUAACCAUGGAGGGAAGGACCAUCUUCCCGCAUAUGCUGACGUGUCUAGUCUAGCGAUGGCACCAGCGUGUAAUGAUGCCGUCGGAAACGCAUUGUGCGCUCCAUAUGUUGCAUCACUCUCUUGCGACUCCUAUUACUACAUGGCAGAGAAGCAUGCCAACCUUUAUCUAUCAUGGGCCAUCUACCUCCCUUGGACAUUCUGGGAUCUACUCAACAAUUUAUAUAACGCUUUCUGCAACAUCACUUGUGCAGAUUGGGGAUGCCGUGGAUGCUUGAGAGGUGAUAAAUGUAGGAAAGGAAAACAUGGUGUUGUUGAAGAUGACAAGAAACCAAAUCCAACAUGUCAGUGUGAUUCCAUAGUGUCCUGCAGAGGUGUGGCACCGACGCUCUACCAGUAUGGAUUUACAUUCGGCGAGGCGUCGACGUUGAAUAGUGGUGACACAGCGAAGAAGUGUAAGGAUUUCUGUACUCAAUUACAUAAUGUGCUGCACUCCACAUAUUUCACAAAGCUGUUCGAAGCUUGUGAUGAAUUCCUGAAAGAAAUCAGAUGGCCAUUUAUGCUAACGUUACUAGCCCUCUGGUCGCUGUCGCUCCUGUACCUGCUGCACAUCGCCGUCGUCCGCCUCGACGUCCUGAGGAUACGCUCCCACUUAAAAUCACCCUCAAGCCACCGCAUCGCCGCGCAGUCCCUCCUCGCCGCCGCACGCGUCAAGGCACUCGCCAACGUCAAGUACUUCUCACCAUAA
This is a messenger RNA of Babesia ovata, 10833 nucleotides long. RefSeq lists its product as uncharacterized. The record is from RefSeq and is a predicted model, not a curated record. The transcript has 4 exons. NCBI's taxonomy places the organism in Eukaryota, Apicomplexa, Aconoidasida, Piroplasmida, Babesiidae. Bases 1 to 10833 code for a protein of 3610 amino acids.